AUGUCGUUGAACCUCGAAAGACACCUCGUCUUUUAUGGCACCUAUCACCACAACCCCGUCAACAAGGCCAUUCACAUGGUCUGCGUUCCUCUCAUCCUGACCUCUGCCUUUGCUGUCGCUACCUAUACGGGAACACUCAUCGAUCUGCCGCCCUGGCUCUCAGUUCCUAAUCUUGAUCUCAACCUCGGCACCAUCAUUGCAAUCACCUAUGCUGUACUUUAUCUGCUGCUCGAGCCCGUCGCAGGCUUCAUCCUUGCCGCGUUUUGCGUCGGCAGCACUGCCCUCGCGCGCUACAUGAGCCUGCAGAACCCCGAACAGACCCUGCAGGUCGCUGUGGGUGUCCACGUCCUGGCCUGGAUUGCCCAGUUCAUUGGCCAUGGUGCCUUUGAGGGACGCGCCCCGGCGCUCCUCGACAGACUCCUCCAGGCGCUCUUCCUCGCCCCUAUGUUUGUCUGGUUCGAGAUCCUCUUUGUCCUGGGCUACCGCCCAGAGCUUCAGGCGCGUGUGGACAAGCAGGUCAGCGCUGAGAUUGCCAAGCUGAAUGCUUCGGCUAAGAAUGGCAAGGCUCAAUAA
Messenger RNA from Akanthomyces muscarius, 573 nucleotides. RefSeq lists its product as uncharacterized. Gene Ontology annotation, cellular component: endoplasmic reticulum. Gene Ontology annotation, biological process: sphingoid catabolic process. Bases 1 to 573 code for a protein of 190 amino acids. The record is from RefSeq and is a predicted model, not a curated record. NCBI's taxonomy places the organism in Eukaryota, Fungi, Ascomycota, Sordariomycetes, Hypocreales, Cordycipitaceae. The transcript is spliced from 3 exons.